ACUAUAACUGAUAUCAAUAUCGAUGACAAAAAUAAAAAUUGAAAUCGUUAUGUUCUUUGCAUUCAAUUGCUGAUAACUGGAGAUAACUAUAAUGACUACGUAAUAUCAUUCUAUCUUUCUAGUACUCUCAUUUUGUUUUUCAGUUAAAGAUAAUUUUGAAUUUUCAAAAGAUAUCCGUAUCUUCCAUGACUUUACAAGAAUAUUUAUGCAAUUUUUUAGCGGUGGUUAUAUUCCUAUAUAUAAUAUAUAAUUAUAUUUAUUAUCAUAAAUAAUAGAAUCGUCUUGUAACUACGUAACGAUUAUACAUCAAUUGAAGAAACAGAGUGUAUAUAAAAGGUGAAAUGCAUCGCGGAGGAAACAGCGUUCGAGUCUCAGUUCUCUGCCCACAUUCCUCCAGGAUACAAUGGACAAGAACAACGCUAUUUUACUUCCCAAUGGACAAUUAAUGCCAAUGCUUGGCUUUGGCACGUGGCAGGCAAGUGAAGAGGAAUUGAUGAAUGCUUUGGAUGUUGCUUUAGAAGCUGGAUAUAGACAUAUUGAUACAGCGCCAGUAUACUACAAUGAAAAAGCAAUCGGUAAAGUCCUCAAAAAAUGGUUUGAUUCUGGAAAACUUAAACGGUCAGAAAUAUUCAUUGUUACAAAGCUUCCUCCAACUGGAAACAGACCAGAACACGUGGAAAAACAUAUUAAAAAGUCCUUGCAGGAUUUGCAACUAGAUUAUUUGGAUCUUUAUUUGAUUCAUACACCAUUUGCUUUUGAGGAAGUUGGAGAUGAUUUACACCCUGUCGAUAAAGAUGGAAAUAUACGAAUAGACCCAACUACCGAUAGCGUAAAGGUUUGGGCCGAAAUGGAAAAACAAGUGGAAAGUGGUCGAACUAGAGCAAUCGGAUUGUCAAAUUUUAAUAUCAAACAAAUCGAGCGAGUUUUAAACAGUGCGAAAAUAAAAAUUUCUAUGUUGCAAAUUGAAUUGCAUGUUUAUUUUCAGCAACAAGAAGUAGUAAAUUAUUGCAAAAGUAAGAAUAUUCCAAUAACAGCUUACUCUCCACUUGGAACACGAAAUUUUGUAAAGCUGAUGAAGAAAACAGAAGAAAUCCCUGACAUGCUACAAAAUGAUGUAGUCUUAGAGAUAGCAAAGAAGCACAAGAAAACAGCUGCACAAGUUUUAUUGCGAUACAUUCUGCAAAAUGGAAUUGUAGUCAUUCCAAAAAGUACUAAUCCCCAGAGAAUUAAGGAGAAUACACAGUUAUUUGAUUGGAAGCUUGAAUCAGAAGACAUGGCAAAAUUAAAAGGUCUUGAUCGUGGGGAAUCUGCUAGAAUUUGCGAUUUUGAUUUCUUUAAAGGAAUUCAACAACAUCCUGAAUAUCCCUUUUAAACGUUUUACAACAUAUAAUAUUAACAAUGAAAUGAAUAACAUACAGCUUUUAAUUAAUGUUACAUAAUACAUAGUUAUUUUUGUUGUUAUUUUAAAUAGAAUAUUUUAUAGAACAUACAAAUUAGAUAUAGUAUUCAAAACCUAUGAAAUUUUAAAAAAUUUGUUAUGAAAUAUCUUAUUUUUAAACUUAAAGCAUCUUAUGAAUCUUUAAUUUUUUUAAUAUUUUAUUCUUCAGUAUUUUUAUGCAGAUACGUAUUGUAGUCUACAGUUUCACAGAUUUUAUAAUAAUUGUUAUUGUUUAUGUUUUAUUAUAAGGCAAAAU
Messenger RNA from Megachile rotundata (alfalfa leafcutting bee), 1694 nucleotides. Its product is annotated as 1,5-anhydro-D-fructose reductase. The record is from RefSeq and is a predicted model, not a curated record. NCBI's taxonomy places the organism in Eukaryota, Metazoa, Arthropoda, Insecta, Hymenoptera, Megachilidae. Gene Ontology annotation, molecular function: oxidoreductase activity.